UUUUGAAAGUUGUCAGCGGAAGUUGCAUGGUGUGUUGUGGUUGACUGGUGUUAGCUGCAAGGCUGCAUGCAGACAGUACCAGCAUGGCUUACAGUGCAAAGAUCGGUCCGUCCAUCCUGAGCAGCGACUUGGCCUGCCUGGGCCGGGAGUGCAUGCGUAUGAUGGGGUGCGGGGCAGACUACCUGCACCUCGACGUCAUGGACGGGCACUUUGUACCCAACCUCACAUUUGGACAUCCCAUGGUAGAGUGCCUGAGGAAGUCAGUAGGCCAAGACCCUUUCUUUGACAUGCACAUGAUGGUGUCUCGGCCGGAGCAGUGGGUGAAACCCAUGGCUGCAGCAGGAGCCAAUCAGUACACAUUCCACAUAGAGUCCACCACCAACCCUGGAAACCUCAUCAAGGAGAUACGAGAGAGUGGAAUGAAGGUGGGUUUGGCUCUAAAACCUGGUACUACUGUUGAAGAGCUAGCACCCUGGGCUAACCAGAUCGACAUGGCUCUGGUCAUGACUGUUGAACCUGGCUUUGGAGGACAGAAGUUUAUGGAAGACAUGAUGCCCAAGGUGAGCUGGUUGCGGAGUCAAUUUCCUUCAUUAGACAUAGAAGUAGAUGGAGGAGUUGGCCCGGACACCAUUCACAAGUGUGCAGAGGCAGGAGCCAACAUGAUUGUGUCAGGCAGCGCUGUGAUAGGCAGCGACGACCCUCGAUCUGUCAUCUCUCUCCUGCGCACCGUGGUGGCAGAAGCAAUCCAGAAACGUUCACUGGACCGCUGAGAUGUUCUUUCUGUGACACUUUACUGAAUCGUUCCAGCAAAUCGACUUAGCAGCCAGUGGACAUUAAUGGGGUUGAGGUCAAAGUUCAUGGUCAGAGGAGGGGCCUGAUCACUUUGUGUGAGUGAAACUGUAUCGUGCCUCUACAAAACGUUUUGAUCUUCAUCCUGUCCUGCCACAAUCUCCUCUAAACAGUUAACUUAAAGUGAGUGUCAUCUCAGCAAGGGAAUGACCAUUUCAAGAAUACAGCUGAGGUUAUGCUCAUUCACAUCUGUAAACAUUCCUGAAUAUUGUUUGACAUUGUUUUAACAUUUAAUUGUCAAUAAAAUGGUCUAAGGAGCCCUGUGUUUAAUA
Messenger RNA from Eleginops maclovinus (Patagonian blennie), 1121 nucleotides. It is a transcript of the gene rpe, whose product is annotated as ribulose-5-phosphate-3-epimerase. Gene Ontology annotation, biological process: pentose-phosphate shunt; pentose-phosphate shunt, non-oxidative branch; carbohydrate metabolic process. Gene Ontology annotation, molecular function: metal ion binding; D-ribulose-phosphate 3-epimerase activity. Gene Ontology annotation, cellular component: cytosol. NCBI's taxonomy places the organism in Eukaryota, Metazoa, Chordata, Actinopteri, Perciformes, Eleginopidae. The coding region runs from base 84 to 770 and encodes 228 amino acids. The record is from RefSeq and is a predicted model, not a curated record. The transcript has 6 exons.